Messenger RNA from Cynara cardunculus var. scolymus (artichoke), 3330 nucleotides. RefSeq lists its product as uncharacterized. The record is from RefSeq and is a predicted model, not a curated record. The transcript has 2 exons. NCBI's taxonomy places the organism in Eukaryota, Viridiplantae, Streptophyta, Magnoliopsida, Asterales, Asteraceae. The annotation marks the transcript as partial.
AUGGGGGAUGGUCCGGUUCCGCCUUCUGAUCCUUCCCGUAUCUCGGUUUUUGAUCGGCUUUCACAUCUUGAUAAUGAUGUUGCGGAUAAUAUACCUAUGGGUUCGGAGAAUCUAGUCAGAGAAAAGUUAAAUUUUGCCAAAGCGGUGGGACAAGCGAGUGACACAAUCUUAAAUUUCUACCCUUUAGAGGAUAAGAAACAAGUGAGUGUGAAAAUACCUAUUGAAAUGGCUAAGGAAGCCGCUAAAGCUUAUAACUCGGUUUUGUAUGGAUAUUUUCUGGGUCCGCGCAUAUCUUUUCCCAUGGUGAAAAAUUACGUCAAACUGGCAUGGGGAAAAUAUGGUUUUAAAGAUGCUAUGCUUAAUGAAAAUGGUAUUUUCUUUUUUAAGUUUAAUGAUAUUGGUGGAUGUGAUCAAGUAAUUGAAGCAGGCCCGCUAAUGAUAAGAGGCAUACCUCUUUUUGUUCAUCGAUGGGAUCCUUCUAAGGGGUUAAGGAAACCUGUACAUACCUCAUGCCCGUUAUGGGUAAAAUUGCACAACAUCCCCUUGGUCGCUUUCAAUAAAGAGGGUGUCAGUCGCAUCGCUAGUGUGUUGGGGGUUCCGAAGCAAAUGGAUUCCUGUACGGCGGCAAUGUGUGAAAAGGCAUGGGGUCGUCCGGGUUUUGCAAAAGUUCUUGUUGAGGUAUGGGCUGUCGGUGACUUAAAAAAACAAAUUGAGGUUGAAAUCCCUGAUCGCAAUGGAGGGGUAGCUGACAAUGUGCAAAUCCAGGUGGAAUAUCUAUGGGAACCAGUUCAAUGUUCCCAUUGCCAAGUUUUUGGACAUAAAUCGUCAUCUUGUCCUAAAUCUGUAAUCAAAGGCAAGCAUGUGGAGGGGAGGAAAGAUGCAGAAGGCUUUGUUAGAGUGGAAAAGAAACAGUGGCGCGCUAAAACAGGAGGUAAUGCUAAAAAUUUUGUUCCUCGGCAAAAUAAAGUUAUGGAAAGGCAAGUCUCUAUGCCGGAGGUUGUGGGAGCCAGUACCUCGGGUAAAGACGUAAUGGAUGAUUGUAAUAAGGGCAUUUCUUUGGAUCCUUCUAAGCAACCUGGACGUUAUGAGAUGAAUAAAGGCUCAGGUACGCUUUCUAUUGGUGUUGAUUCUGGGUCUUCUUCUACACAGUCUUCCCACUCUACAAAUUCUACGACUCAGGCCACUCCCCUUAUUGAUUCUGUGGUUAAAAACUUUCGGUUGGUCUGGAGGGGUGAAAUACGUGAUCCCCCCUUAGCUGCUAAUAAAUUUGGUGUUCUUGAGAAGUUCCGUGACGUGGAACUUCAUGGGGGGGAAUCUCAUGUCGCUAGGGAUUCCUUUGAGAAUGUUUCGUCUUUUAUUUUUGGUCGGUGGUCUUGGAUUUCUAACCAAGUGGAAUGUGAUUCUGGAACUCGUAUUAUCAUUGCAUGGGAUUCACGAAUUUUAGAUGUUAUGCUUUUGGAGGUGCACAAUCAAUUCCUGAAUUGUAAGAUUAUCUUACGAGAUAAUCAGGAGGCCUUCUUUUGCUCGUUUGUUUAUGGUGCCAAUGUAUGCAAUGCUAGAAGGCAAUUAUGGUCGGGAUUGAGGAAAUUUAAGGUCUUGAUUGGUGGGCAACCUUGGGCCAUAAUGGGGGAUUUCAAUACCAUGCUUUUCCCUCAUGACGGUUUUGGGGGGUCCUCUCGUCGUAAUGCUGACAUGGCGGAUUUUUUUGCUUGUAUUGAGGAUGUUGAAGUUUUUGAUCUAAAUUACACUGGUGUCCAUUACUCAUGGAACCAAAAGCCGAAUGCUUCUGGGGGUAUCUUGCCUAAAUUGGACAGAAUUAUGGCUAACUCAGAGUUUACUUCUAAAUGCCAGGAUAUUACUGUUCAUUUCUUUCCGGCUGGUCUUUCGGAUCACUCUCCGGGUGUUUUAUCUUUUAAAGGAGGCGCUCGAAAAAGGAGGUAUGGUUUUAAAUUUGAUAAUUUCCUGACAGAACAUUCGGAUUUCUUGCAGAUUGUUCAUGAGGAAUGGUCUAAGUAUAUUGAGGGAUCCUUUAUGUUUCGGGUUACUUCUCACCUGAAAGCUCUUAAGGUCCCUUUUCGUAAGCAGAGGAAUUCCUAUGGAAAUCUUGGGCAGCGUGUUGCUUUUCUGAAAACUGAGUUAGACCGGAUCCAGAUCGAUGUGGAUAAUGAUCCUUCUAAUGCUGAUUUGGGGAGGGAUCUUGGUGAUAUUCGUCUGUCGUAUCAAUUGGCUUGUUGGGAUGAAGAAUGUGCUGCCAAGCAGCGUGCCAAAGUCAAAUGGUUAAAUGAAGGCGACUCAAAUACGAAGUUUUUCCAUAGGGUGAUUAAAGAACGUCAUCACUCUAACUCUAUCAUGUCUGUCUGUAAUAGUCGGGGCAUUUAUGUUUCUGGCGAUGAUGUCCCUAAAGAAUUUGUGGAUUAUUUUAAGAGUUUCUUUGGUGUUCGGAAUGUUUCUACAAACCCAGUUAUGGCUAAUAUUUCUUUUCCAAGGAAGUUAAUUCUGUCAGAAGCUCUUGAUAUGAUUCGGCCGGUCACGAAUGAAGAAAUUAAAAAUGCUAUGUUUAGCAUUGGAAAUCAUAAAGCCCCAGGCUCUGAUGGGUUUUCUUCAAAAAAUUUCAAGGUGUCAUGGGGAAUCAUUGGCCGUGAUGUGGAGAUAGCGGUCCAUAAUUUUUUCUAUCGAGGUAAUCUUCCGAAAGAACUGAACCAUACGCUUAUUUGUCUUAUUCCUAAAUCUGCUAAUGCUUCUAAGGUUACGGACUAUCGGCCUAUAGCUUGUUGUACUGUUCUCUAUAAAUGCAUUAGUAAAUUUAUUGCUAAUAGAAUGAAGGGGUGUCUGGAUUCUCUUAUUGAUAAGUCCCAGUCGGCUUUUAUUCCGGGUAGGAGGAUAACGGAUAAUAUCCUUAUGGCUCAUGAACUUGUUACAGGGUAUCAGUCGUUGGUUGGCCCUCCUAGAUGCGCGUUUAAAAUAGACAUUAAAAAAGCUUAUGACACGGUGGAUUGGAAUUUCCUCAUUGUUAUGUUACAGGGGUUGGGAUUCCAUCCGGUUAUGGUUAAUUGGAUAAGGGAGAUGGUGUCCACUACUUCUUUUUCUCUGGCGAUAAAUGGCAAUUCUUACGGUUUUUUCCAAGGGGGUCGGAGUCUUCGGCAAGGGGAUCCUUUAUCCCCAUAUCUGUUCACUAUUGUCAUGGAGGGCUUCUCUAUGAUUCUUCGGCAAUGUAUUCAAGAGGCUUCUAAUUUUGGAUAUCAUCGGGGUUGUGAAGAUCUUAAUAUUACACAUCUUUGCUUUGCGGAUGAUCUAUUUGUUUUUACUAAGGGCGAUGUCCAGUCAGUAGAG